Molecule: messenger RNA, 4410 nt
Organism: Ctenopharyngodon idella (grass carp)
Lineage: Eukaryota; Metazoa; Chordata; Actinopteri; Cypriniformes; Xenocyprididae
Gene: dnajb2
Product: DnaJ heat shock protein family (Hsp40) member B2
Exons: 10
Coding region: 633-1574 (313 amino acids)
Molecular function (GO): Hsp70 protein binding
Source: RefSeq, a predicted model, not a curated record
UGUUUUUUUACUGCAGCUCAGCUGAUCGUGACGCACCGCAUUCGCAGCAGAGGGCGAAGGACAGACACAUAUAGAAGUUGGGUAUCGGUUACACACGCUGAAGUAAUGAAGCCCGGUGCGCCAACGGUAAAUGGGUGAUUCUGACGGAAUUCCGUACUCAAGCGUACGUUAAAGCAGCGUCAGUUCCUGUUAUCAGCGUCUUGGGAGUCGGAACGAACUGUCGCUCCCGUGGCUUCUCCGAAAUAUCUCAGCCUUGUUUACAGAAGCACGGCUCCUCCUGGCUGGAUAUACUUCUAAAAAAGGUGCACUACACUGAAGGCCGCAAUGGUGGAUUACUAUGAUGUUCUGGGAGUGUCACGAAAUGCUUCUCCAGAUGACAUCAAGAAAGCAUGCAAGUGAAGAUUCGAAUAUUUUGAGACUUACUGUUUACCUAUAUAAAGUAUCCAUCAACAGUGCUCUACCAUUCAAAAGUUUGGGGUUGUUACAGGAAACUUGCACUGCGAUGGCACCCCGACAAAAACCCUGACAACAAGGAGGAGGCGGAGAAAAAAUUCAAGGAGAUAGCAGAGGCUUAUGAAGUUCUUUCAGACACAAGCAAACGAGAUGCGUACAACAGAUACGGUAGAUCGGACAUGCCAAGCUCAGGCUCUGGUGGUUCUUCAUUUCCUGACGACUUCCCAGGAUUCACCUUCACAUUCCGCAGCCCAGAUGAGGUGUUUCGAGAGUUCUUCGGAGGGCAGGACCCCUUCGCUGACUUCUUUGAUGAUUUCCCGUUUGGUGGAAUGCACAGUGGGUUUCACAGCUCCUCCUCCAGGCUUGGGCCCAGUCGCUUCUUCUCCUUCCCCUCAGCAAAUGCUGACUUUACCUCCUUCUCUUCUUCACUGGGCGGGAUGGGCAGCAUGGGAGGGGCAAACUUCAAGUCUGUUUCUACUUCCACCCGCAUUGUCAAUGGAAAACGCGUCACCACAAAAAAGGUCAGAGAAAAUGGCCAGGAGAGAACAGAGGUUGAGGAGGAUGGGGUCCUGAAAACGGUCCUCAUCAAUGGUGUGGAGGAUGAGAUGGCUUUAGCUCUGGAACUGAGUCGUAGAGAGCAGUCCAGUCAGCCUCCCAGACAAUCCCAACAGCCACUGCUCCACCCCCCCAACAACAGCUCUCCAAACCCUGCCUUACGAUCCUACAGCGCCGCCCCGUUCUACCACUGCCCCGAUGCCAGUGAAGACGAGGAAGACGAAGACCUCCAGAUGGCGCUGGCCUACAGCUUGUCGGAGAUGGAGGCCCAGCAGCGGGCAGAGGACGUGAUCUCAGGUGCUGGGGGAGGGAGGGGGAAGCAACCAGGUGAUGGGAAUAGGAAGGGAGACAUUCAAAUAAAGAAAUAUGAGAGUGAAGUGACAGAUGAUUCAGACCUAAGCACCCCCUCAUCUCCAGAAAAUAGACUAACAGAACAGAGUCUAGCUAGGGGUUCAGAAAGUUUGCAUCCAGAGAGUGUUGUACAGGAUAAAGAGAGUGAUAAAAUGGCAGCCAAUGGGACUAAUGUGGUAAAAAAGAAGAGGAAGUGUCAGUGUGUGGUCUGUUAGUAAGACUGUGGAGAAUAAUCAUGCUUGUGUGUGAAAUUAGCAGUGUUAACCUUAUGUUCUCUCUAUGGUAGUUUUUUUUUAAUCCUUCCUGAAGUUUUGGACUGUGCUUUAACUUACAGUUUUGUCUUUUGUGGCAGGGCUUAUGGCAUUGCACAAAAAUGACUGUGUUGAAUGUGUAUUUUCUUGCCUUGAGGAAUGAAUAACAGGUGCCAAAAUGUGUUUAUACUCCACAAAGACAGGACAUUUUUAGGAAGUUUGAAGGUACUGUGUGCAAUAUUUUAGAAUGCCACUGAUGCCUGACAGAUAUCACUGAAAUAGGUGUCUUGGGAUAUCAUUUGCCAGCCUUGACUGUGUAAACAGUAAAAAUAUUCAAUCAGAAACACUCUCUGCCUGUGAAUCUUUUGGAUUGCUGGCAUCAGGUUGUCUGACAUGUCUUUGCAGGGUGCGAUUUUGGGAUAUUAGAAAGCAGGCAUAUGGUUGGCAAAAGUUGGCAUAAUGGCUGAAAUCACAAAGUGUAAUUUCUAGACCUGGAAAAAAAAAAAAAAGAAAAAAAGUCAUGUAAAUUAAUACAGUCGGUAACACUUUACAAAAAUGCCUCAUUUGUUAACAAUAGUUAAUGCGUUAACUAACAUGAACUAAUAAUGAGCAUUAUAUUUUUAUCCUUUGUUAAUGUUAGUUAAUAAGUGUUCAUUUUCAUUUUAGUUCACUGUGCAUUAACUAAUGUUAACAAAUACAGUGUUUGACCUUACAAAUGUAUUAGUAUAUGCUGAGAUUGACAUGAACUAACAACAAUUCUUCUACAGCAUUUAUUAAUCUUAGUUAAUGUUAACGAAUGUAGUUAACUAAUGUUAUCAAAUUGUAAAGUGUUACCAUAAAAUGUUAUAACUCCAUGGGCAUUUUUAUAAUGAAUACACAUUUUGCCAAGCUCUAAAAUACUUAAUUGGUUAAAAAAAAAAAAAAAUCCUUAAUCCUUAAAGGGUUAGUUCACCCAGAAAUGAAAUUUCUGUCAUUUAUUACUCACCCUCAUGUCGUUCCACACCCGUAAGACCUUCGUUCAUCUUCAGAACACAAAUUAAGAUAUUUUUGAUGAAAUCCGAGGGUUUUUUUUAUCCUCCAUUGACAGCAACGAAAUGACCACAUUCAACGUCCAGAAAAGUAGUAAAAACAGUUAAAAUAGUCCAUGUGACUACAGUGAUUCAACCUUAAUGUUAUGAAGCGACAAGAAUAAUUUUUGAGCAAAAAAAAUUACGACUUCAACAAUUUUUCCUCUUCCCUGUAAGUCUGUUAAGCAGUUGGUGCAGUGCUGCAUUUCCAUGGUUACGUCCGAACGCCAGCUCAUUAUUGGCUGGCUCCUGCGUCAGCAUCACACAGAUGCCUCGUGCUGCUCACGUGAAAAGGCAUCGGCCAAUACCUAGCUGCCGUUUGGACGUAGAACCUAAAAGCUGCAAUGAAAAUAGCGUAGCAUGAAUAAAGUCGUUAUUUUUGUUUUGUUUUUGCACACAAAAAUUAUUCUAGUCGCUUCAUAACAUUAAGGUUGAACUACUGUAGUCACAUUGACUAUUUUAACCAUGUUUUUACUACUUUUAUGUACCUUAAAUGUGGUAAUUUCAUUGCUUUCAAUGGAGGAUAAAAAACCUCUCGGAUUUCAUGAAAAUAUCUUAAUUUGUGUUCUGAAGAUGAAUGAAGGUCUUACGGAUGUGGAACGACAUGAGCGUGAGUAAUUAAUGACAGAAAUUUCAUUUUUGGGUGAACUAACCCUUUAAAAAGUAAAUUCUGAAAAACUAUAAAAGACCUUCGAAUAUUGCUGUGGACAAUGUGUGGUCCUGGAGUCAGAAAGGUUGAAAGCCUAAACGAAUUGAAUAGCUUUUCUGAGUAUUACAGAGCAUUUUAGCUAUCUUGCUGAUUAGUUGGCAUCCCAUUCCCAACGAACGUUCCAUUUAUUCUUCCAGCAGUGAAGUGCUCUAUGUCAUCAGUGUUUGCUAUCGUUCCUUCUAGAAAGGAGAUUCUCUGAUUCUCGUCUGGAUGCUUUCUGAUUUUUACGGUGCAUUUGUCAUUCUUUCAGAGGUACCUGUUGAAUGUGAAGAUGAUAUUUUUGUAGAUGGGGAAAUUUUGCACAAAGACUAAGAUAAUCUGCCUCUGAGGGCUAAUGUUUAGUAAUUAGCACUCCUAAUGUGGUACAUCACAAUGACUUGGAUAGUCACACAUGUAAGGGAAUGUAAAUCCAAAAUGAUCUCAGUUUAUCUGAAUGUGCCAAAUAACUGACUGACAAUGACUCUCAGCAUUAGUUUUAUACGCAUCAGAAUUAUUCAGUAUUGAUAUGUUAUUUGUGCCUUUUUUUUGUGUUAGAAUUCAAAUGCUUGGCUAUUGUUGCCAAUGCUUUAUUUCACAUGCCAGUUUGUGUAUAAGUUAGCCAAAGAAGCACAUUACACUUUUUUUUUUUCUUUUUUUUUUACUUGCUUGUGCAGUUUGUUUCAUAAUAACUAUCAGCUUUGUGAUAUAAAAUGAACAAUCAAUAAAUGAACACUAAACAAAGCACAAAAAGUUUGAAUGUGAUGCUAUGUGAAUAUUAAUGAAAAAUAUUUUGUGCAACAAUGUAAAUUGCAAAGAGGGAACAAAGUCAUUUACACAAAACUGCUAUUCACAUUUGAAAAUGUUAUGUGAGACAACAUUGUUAUCUCAGAAGAGAAGUAUCCUAAUUCAGAGGACAUAUUCAAUGCUCAGAAAGUGCCAUUUAAAUGACAAAAUUGUUAAUAAAUGCUGUUUCAGUCAUUGUUAACAUGAUGUUGUUGCUAAUACAAAGAACAAUAAACUAAUGAAUCAGUUCUGCUCAUAAGAA